This is a messenger RNA of Vespa crabro (European hornet), 2495 nucleotides long. RefSeq names its product PRL-1 phosphatase. Bases 1471 to 1998 code for a protein of 175 amino acids. Gene Ontology annotation, molecular function: phosphatase activity. The transcript has 7 exons. Gene Ontology annotation, cellular component: nucleus. Gene Ontology annotation, biological process: protein dephosphorylation. The record is from RefSeq and is a predicted model, not a curated record. NCBI's taxonomy places the organism in Eukaryota, Metazoa, Arthropoda, Insecta, Hymenoptera, Vespidae.
UAACAGAGAGACUUGGCUAGUACGUACGUGUACGUUGACUGUGAGAGAGUGUUCAGAAGUAAUAGUGCCGUGUAAAGAGAGAAAGAGGGUGUUGGAGCUGUCUCGACGCCGUUCUAUUUUCGUCGGCGCGCCACUGCUGGCCCAGAUUCAACGCGACCGUCACGAGAGAAAGAAAGAGAGAGCGAGAGAGAGAGAGAGAGAGAAGGAACGAGCAAACAAGUUAUCUUCUUCUCUCUUUACGGAAAAAGAGUGAAAGAGUCGAGCGAAACAAUCGAAUAUAUAUAUAUAUAUAUAUACAUAUAUAUAUAUAUAUAUCUUUCUCUCUCAUAGCGAAAAAGAAAAUCGCGCAUACCGAAACUCCCCGAUCGACCAAUCACCGGUGACCGCAGCCGUUCUCAGUGCCUCAUAAUCUUUCGUCCAGUACGGAUCGUUCUCAUUCUCUCUUCUUCGGUGAAUUUUGUGUUCCACAAACCUCGCAUUAUCGUCAACGAAACGAGGACCAAACGUGAAAUAGGCAGCCUAGUCCUGGAAGAUAUUUGGAUGAGAGCGUCUCGAACGCUCCUAGAAUGUGACUACGAAGUGAUGCUUUUCCUAGUGAGUGCAUCCUCACAUACAUGGAGUUUCAGCUGGAUAGCGCAGAGUACUGCCAGGCUCAACACAAAUAGAGAGAUACGUCCAAGCAUCGUGAUAACACCUACCAUCAGGUAUCGUUGAAGCGUGGAGCGAAGGAAAGAGAGUGAGAGAGAGAGAGAGAGAGAGAGAGAGAGAGAGAGAGAGAGAGAGAGAGAGAGAGAGAGAGAGAGACAUCGUGGGAAGAUCAAAGCAUCAGAAAUAUUUGGAUCAUCAUCGGGGAGAGUGUUAGAGAAAAGAAAAUCAGCUAGUCAUCACGCAAGACGUAGAAGAAUUUAAUAGAAACAAUUGUUAAUUUACAUUAAUAAAUGCAAACGCCAUAGUCACCGAUCGCGCCUGAUCCAGGAGCACUUAUUGCCAAAUAGAUUAUCUUCCGAAUAGUAGUCGAAGAGAUCCCAGGUGGGAAUAAAUCGCAUAUCAACACCGCCUAAUGUAACGUAGUCCUCCCCCCCCCCCCCCCCCUUCGGCGAAAUUCGCGCUCAGCUACCCUUCCCAAGGUCUACAUGUAAACCCACUGUUCUGUCCUCUGUAAAAAAUUAACAAAGUAUUCGAUUAGUUAAAUGAAAAAACAACUUUAUAAGACUGACAUCUAUGGGCUAAGUUGUCAAAUUCAGCCCAGCUUCGCAUAGUGUGGCACAUUUGCAAAAGAUUCGACAAAAAGAGAAACAAACAAACAAACAAACAAAAAAGAAGAAUCGUUAAUUUGAGCGUCGUAUAAAGUCACCCGGGCGAAAAAAGAUAGAAAAGAAAAAAAAAGAAAAAUAAGGAAAUCCUUUUAAAAGUUAUUUCACAAAAAGAGAGAAGGAAAAAGAUAUAAAACACUUGUAGCUGUAAGAGGAAAUGAGCAACAUGAGGGUAAAGGAUAUCAGGCCGGCGCCCGCCGAGAUUGAAUACAAAAACAUGAAGUUCCUCAUUACUGAUCGGCCCAAUGAUCAGACCAUUCAUACUUUUAUUCAAGAACUGAAAAAGCACAAUGUGAAAGAAGUAGUGAGAGUCUGUGAACCAACGUACAAAGUUGAAGAACUUAAGACAGAAGGGAUCAAUGUCAUAGAUUUGGUAUUUGACGAUGGGACGUUUCCACCAAAUGAGGUAGUCGAUGAAUGGUUCGAGCUACUAAAAAAUCGAUUCCGUGAAACACCUGAUGCUUGCGUAGCGGUACACUGUGUCGCAGGGCUCGGUAGAGCGCCCGUAUUAGUUGCUCUUGCUCUCAUCGAAUUGGGUCUCAAAUACGAGGACGCUGUUGCUCUGAUUAGAGAAAAAAGGCGAGGCGCUAUAAACGCAAAGCAACUGGCCUACCUUGAAAAGUAUCGUCCCAAGUCUCGAUUGAAGCUCAAAAAUGGACAGAAAAAUUCUUGCUGCAUCCAAUAAAUAAAUAAAUAAAAUAAAGUAAAAUAAAAAAAAAAAAAAAAAAAGAAGAAAAGAAAUAAUCUUUUAAAAUGAACUUACUAAUUCACAUAAUUGGUAUACCUAAUUGUAUGGGUUUCCGCGCCUGAUAACAAGUGACAUUGUACACGACUCUGUCAAAUGGCCUACCAGUGGAAAUGCAACCAAACAAUGAAUCAUUGCCAAUGGCGAUGUUUGUACCAUCCCACGUGUCUAAAAUAAGCAAUCGAGAGUGUAAUUCAGGUGCUUUAAAUCGUGGCACUUUUCAUUUACGAAAGUUGUAUAUUUAUUUUUGAUACUUAACCCAUAUUGAAUUCCAUAGGACAAAAUAAGCGUUUAUAUUGUAAGAACUGUACCUCUAACACUAAAGAACGAGUAUUACCGAAUGCUGAAAUACAUUUGCACCGCUUGUCAAAUUUCAAAUCGCAUUAAAUUGUAUAUUAUAUGAAAUAUAUGUCAGAGAUAUUUUCUUUUGCUUUCUA